Messenger RNA from Paramecium pentaurelia, 1379 nucleotides. NCBI's taxonomy places the organism in Eukaryota, Ciliophora, Oligohymenophorea, Peniculida, Parameciidae. The record is from the annotation of a GenBank genome assembly.
AUGAUAUAAUAGUAAAGAUAGGUGUUGAAUGAUAAUGAUUUGCAUACACUAAUAUACAAAGGCGAAAUUGGUAUCAAUCAAUUACUCAUUUCUAGAUUGUCAGGUAUGCAUUUAUUGGAUGUACUCUCUAUUUCCAAUUUCCACAGUCCUGAUGCCUCGAUUAAAGAACAUUUGUUUAAAACUGUUAAAUAAAAUUACAAAUCAGAUUAAGAAUUUCCAAAACUAAUUUAGAGAUAUGAAUUAACACUUGCAAUAAUAGAUAGUGAAUUGCUAAAUGAAAAAGUAUUUUUAAUCACAAAUUAAUUUUUAGUAAUAUAUUUCUCUAUAUGCAACCAUUAUGAAAACAAAGAUUAAAGAAUUCUUUACUAAUUAAAAGAACUAAUUAUUUUGUAAUGUUUAUGUUCCCCCUAAAUACACUAAAACUUUAAAGAUAUUUUGUUAUAGUCCAAAUUUGACAGGAUAUUUACCAUUAGUUACAACAGAUCAAAUGAAUAAUUUAAUUAUGAUGGAGGAAAAGACAGCAUAGAUAGAUAAUUAACAAUAAAUGAAAUGCUAUACAUUUGAUUAGAUAUUCUAAGAUGUAAAUAUAUGAUAUAAUAAACUAUAGAUUGUACUACCUUAAAUAAAUAAUACACCAGAAAAAGAUUAGUAGAAACUUGUUAGAAGACAUAAGAAAUCAUUAUCAGAACAUUAAAUUUUUGAUUUUUAAAGGGAAUAAAAAGAAUAAUAAAUUAUCACUUAAAUUUAAUCUAUUCCGCAAGAUAGAGCAUGUAAAUAUAUAUAUUUAAUUUAGUGUUUUUUUCAUAAACAAAAUAACAAACUUUUAUUUAAGAUGAUUAUUAAUUUCCAUCAUUAGAUUAGAUAAAUUCAUUUAAACCAUUUUCUAUUUAAGAAGAAAAGAAAAAAAUUGAAUAGUCUUCAUAAUAAACUUCAUUUAAUAUAUAAAGAUAUGAAGAUGGAAUUCCAAAUCUUGAUGAUCUAGAAUUCUUUCCUCCUUUAGAUUUAGUAUCAACUGCUAGUUGUCCUUCAUUAAAUAAUAAAUUAUAAAUGACAGACUAAAAGAAAUAAUCAACUAAUCCAAUUUAUACUGGAAGACUUAAAUUUUUUGAUGAAUAAAAGAAUUAUGGAUUUAUUGUUAUGGAUGAAGAUAAAUCAGAUAUAUUUGUUCAUUUAGAUGAUUUAUAAAAGGCUGGAGUAACUAAAGAGACUUUAAAAACUUCAAAGUAAGGUUCAUUGUUAAGGUAAUAAUCAUAAUAAUAAAGAAUAGAUUUUAAUUUAAUUGUAUGGUGUAUGUUGGGAAAUAUAAAAAAUCAAGAAAAGCUGUUGAAUUGAAAUUACUAGCUAAUUAAUAAGUUAAUAAUUUCAAAGAGAUUAUCUGA